Molecule: messenger RNA, 4716 nt
Organism: Esox lucius (northern pike)
Lineage: Eukaryota; Metazoa; Chordata; Actinopteri; Esociformes; Esocidae
Gene: fam171b
Product: protein FAM171B
Exons: 9
Coding region: 118-2604 (828 amino acids)
Source: RefSeq, a predicted model, not a curated record
AUGCCGACAUCCGGAUGACUUGUUGACUAAUUUGCGAGAUAAUGUUAACACCUCAGAAACGGAUGGUUGAGAGUGUUAGAAUUGAAUUGAUUUGAUCAUUUGAAUGGCAGUGUCUACAUGACAACAUGUUAUGUCUUUGGUUCGCGGCUCCCUUUCGCCAUGCCUGCGGACCGACUGUACCUGCUUUUCUUGCUGGUUGUGAUCUCCUGCGGGGAUGGUGUCGUGAGAGUGGCGGCGGAGGCUGGUUUCGUAACCACCACCGGCCUACACACGCUGCUGACCGCCGAGGACAAUGGCAUCGCCACUGUCCCAGACGGAUCCAGCACCGGCAAGAUGGCCUUGUAUCAGUGGGCUCAAACACCGUCUCCACUAACACCAGAGCUCCGUUUUGCCCUAAGGGUCUUGGUGAAGGACCAGGUGACCCGGCGGCCUCUAAGCGGUGCCCAGGUGGAAGUGUUUGUCAACCACACCCUGUGGAGCCAGGCCCUGACUGGGGAGAGGGGAGAGGUGCUAGUCAGGGCCCCCUACAGCGUGGGCCUCAGUUUUAUCAUCGUUGCGAGCAUGGACGGCUACGUCCUCACCCCGAUGCCCUGGAGGACCACCAAGAGACCCAUAUUCUCCUCCAUCACCUUGUCGCUGCUUCCUCAAAACCAAGGAAACAUCUGGCUGUUUGAUGACUCGGUGCUCAUCACCGGCAAGUUACCCGACAUCUCCAACCAACCCAGCGUUCAGUUCCCGAAGAGUCUCCUGAAGCUCUCUGACAGCGGUAACAUCUCCACGGUGACGGCCUACCUGACUGUACCACGGCACCACCUGGCUAAGGGCUGCGUCAACUGCUCCCCUGGCAUCAUACACAACAAGUCAGUGUUCAGGAGUGUUGAGUUACGGGCUUUGGCAGCUCUCAGUACUCUGUUGUACUCUGGUGGCAAGGAGGUCGAGGUCAGAGGGCCCAUCCAGAUCUCCCUGCCCCUGGCAGACACUACCAACCUGAGGCCCUCUGACACCAUUCCUGCCUGGGCCUUCAACAGCCAGACAGGGGCUUGGGAGAACCAUGGUGUGGGAAUAGUGAAGAUGGUUGGAGAUACUCUGGUCUGGACCUACAUGGCGUCUCACCUGGGCUACUGGAUCGCUGCACACCAACCAUCCUCCAAUGGUUACAUGGGCCACGGUAGCUCAUUGGAAUUCCUGUCCUACCACACCUACCUGCUCAUAGGAAUACUGGGGGGAACUUUGCUCAUAGUCGUCGGGUUCCUGGCUGUGCUGCUCUGCCACUGUGGAGGUUCGGCUAAUUCCCGCUCACCGAGGAGGAGAAAAGCACGGUUCUCCAAGCUGUCCGUCCUGAAAAAGGACCAGACCACCUCCACCCACAUGGAAGAGGCCCAUGCCAUGAUGUCCCUCCACCCUGGAGACAGAUCCCACGGCCACUGUGACCAGUCCUCCACCCCGAGGCACAACAAAGCCAACUACAACAUCUACGUGGAAGACCCAGGUCAUGGGUCCUCUGUCCCCUUGUAUGAAAACCUGGGGGGCGGGGCCAGGGGCCCGCAGGCGUCCAACCAUUACGUCAACAGUGACGAGGUGGCCAGGCUGAGGGAGCGGUCCAGAGAGGAGCAUAACAGGGCCCAUCUGGGUGGUGGCGCUCAACUGCUCCAUCUCUACAACCAGCCUAUGGCCCUUGUCCAGGCCACGGAGCUAUUCGGUAGCCAGGGGGGCGAGCAGCAAGGGUCAGGCUGCAAGUCGGCCACCUUCCCCCGCAACGGAGGAGACUACGACUCCCACUCCUGUUCAGAGCCGGGAGGUCAGGACAGCUACGCCCAGACCCUCCCAAAGAAUGCCCACCACACCCAGGGAGCCAAGCCCCAGCAGGAUAACCAGGACCAGCCCCAGUCGUUGGAAACCCCUCCCCAGGGCCCAGCCUCUACUCCAGGCUUGUGGGGCCGCUACAACAGCCUACUGGAGUCGUCCCUGUCCGUCCCUGGUACCCUGAACGAGGCCGCCGGAAUGGGCUCCUUUGGCGGCGGGGUUGGUGGUCCCGGCGAGCUUCAGGGGAUGUCCGAGCGUACUCUCCUGGAGAUGACCCGGGGCAAGGCCUCGUCCCCUCACCCCAGGGCUUGGUUUGUAUCCCUGGAUGGCAAGCCAGCCGCCUCGGUCCGCCACUCCAUCAUUGAGCUCCACGGGCGCCACCCCCGACCUCCCAGCAGCAACGACACCAGCCUGGACUCGGGCGUGGACAUGAACGAGCCCCAGCAGAGCACGAGGGAGUUGGACCGGGAGAGGCCGUCGAUCCGGGGAUCGUUCCCCCACCACAGCAGGGGGCGCUACAGCGAGGACCAGGACCUGAGCAGCAGCGAGAGCGGCAACACUGCCACCUGCACUCCAGAAGACCCCUACCUGAGAAACAUUCUGGACGGUAGCAGCGGGGCCAUCCCUAACAUCCCGGAGGAGCGGGACGGCAUGGAUACGUCCAGCGCCCAGGAAGACAGUGAGUCGAGGGGGACGCCGCCCCCCCGCCGGCUGAGGAAGGUGAGGGAGAAGGGAAGGGCGGAGAAAAGGAGUGCCAGGCACCACGUCAGAGAGGAGAGGCCCCUGGUGAAACGGACCUAAGGCUCUGUUCGCCGGAGACCAUCUGUGCCGGGACAUGUUUUAAUACAAGUUCACUUCCGACACAGUCCACAUGUUCUGCCAUUAAGUAGUUAGCGGGCUUUUUUCAAGUCCAGUUGCAUGAUCAGGGCUUUUUUUUGUGUGGGGGGUGGAUUGGCUGAGGUGGUUACAGAAAUGUUGGUCAGUUAGGAAAGGGGUUGAGUCUGUUGUUUACUGUUUUUCUAUCAGGACCGGACGGCUGAGACAGUAUAAGCCUGUGUCCAAACGUUUUUCUGUGUUUUGAGACAGAUGUCUACGCUGCUGUCGCAGGCUCUCAUUCCAAACAGAGUAGCUGAUAGAUGCUAGCGUUGUGCGCAGCAGAAGUACGCCUUCAGUCUUAUUCCUGUUACUUGCAUUAAAGAAGUUGCCUUCUUCACGCUGCCUGCAGUUAGGACUUUAGAGAUACUGUUGAGAAAUAAUGAUGGCUAAUUAGAGGACAGAGGGCUGUAUUGAUCUGGACACAAGGACCUCCAGGCAUACAGUCUUCCUGUACAGAAUGCUCACACGUAUCCACCCUGAUUGCCUGCCUUUAAAGGAAAUCAAUAAAAAGACCAUUGGCUGCUCUGCUCACUGUGCUUUAGACUGGUCGUACUCAGCCAUCUGUCGAUCUCCCUCUUUAGAAACGAGACACUGAUUCACAGCUGACCCCAUUCAGAGGUCAUAAUUACACCUCUGUUAAGAGGGAAAGGCCGGAUUUCUUUGAGAAUGCAUGAAAGGUAACAAUGCUCCAUUUUGUGUAUGAGAGGACGUGCAACUAUUUAUUUAUUUUUAUGUAGUGGGAAUACAAUGGAAUUGAUGUCUCUUGGAGAGAUUGAUCCCAUCAUUUUUUACUUAUACAUAUUCUUCAAUAGUUGCUGGAGAUGUUCAAUGAUUUGUGGUCCAAAUGCAGAUCUUGAAAAGCAUCUCUGUUCUUAAAUAGAGUUGGGGCAUGAGGAGCUGGUCAGAAUAAAAUUACAUGGUUCAAUUUAAAAAGCACAGAACACUUAAGAUCUGUCUAGUUUUUACACACUGGACACGGUUCAUCCAGUUGAAUACAUUUUAAAUGGUUCAAAACCACUACAACGACGACCUGUUAAGCAUAACAUUAAAGCACUCAAAUAAAUGAAAGCACUCAAGAAUGAUGUUUUGUGUAAAAGCCAGGCAUUAUUUCAAAUGAACACAAACUUUAUUACUGUGAUUGAUUGAUGAAUUUGAUGAGGCACACAACAUCUGUGAACAAAUCUGACCGGCAGUGUCUGUCUAGUAGGUAAAUCUGAAACACAAUUCUUAUGUAUUUUGGCCAUAUUUAGUCUUCCUUUUAUGGUGUAGUGUGGUAACAUUGACGCACACCAGCCCUCCAUUGAGUAUGGAGCUUAAUACUGCACACAUAUAGCUCUUUUUUUUUUUAUGUACAUAUGAUGUAGUAUGUGUGAUACUGGGGUACUUUAUGUUGCGGUGUGCACACGUAGUCCUGUCCUUCCUCUGAAACUGCAAAGACAAAUGUUUAGAGAGAAUGCUUCUCGGUGUGAAUAAAAACCAGCUUUUCGAGCCGUCAUCCCUUCGUAAACUCAAAGCUUUACUGUAUAGGUUUGUUACAUUAUUGUCUAUCUGCACAUGGUGAAAUGAAUAGGUUCCAAUGAGAUGGGGAGUGUAAAAAGCUUGAAUACGUAGCAAAUUCACCUUAUUUCUAAAUGUAGCAACGCAAGUUCCACACCUGACAAUUUAUCAAGCUUCCAAAUAUUGAAUGGUGAGCUUUUUUGUUGUUGUUGCUAUAGCCACUGACGAAGGUUAUGUAAAACAAGGCGAUUCAAGCGCUGGAGAAUUGUAUCAAAUACAUUGUGUGAUAUUUCUCAAAGAAAAACAGAUCCUACUGGCCCAGACUUUUCUCAAAGUGGCCUUCACUGAAUGUAUUUAUUUUAAUGUAAUGUAUUGUAUUUCAAAUGUAUGUAGUCAGUUCAUGUUUACAGGCAUUCAGGCUUAUGAAACAGGCAUCUCUUGUGUUUGAUUACAUCAGUAUAUUACAGUAGUGUUAUUAGUCUGCCUUUUUGUGCACUUAUCAAAGCCUCAUUAAUAAACUCACUUGAUACCAAGAUGCUA